Messenger RNA from Oppia nitens, 1371 nucleotides. RefSeq names its product origin recognition complex subunit 4-like (gene Orc4). Gene Ontology annotation, cellular component: nuclear origin of replication recognition complex; nucleus. Gene Ontology annotation, biological process: DNA replication initiation; DNA replication. Lineage: Eukaryota; Metazoa; Arthropoda; Arachnida; Sarcoptiformes; Oppiidae. The coding region runs from base 76 to 1371 and encodes 431 amino acids. The transcript is spliced from 2 exons. Gene Ontology annotation, molecular function: ATP hydrolysis activity; ATP binding; DNA replication origin binding. The record is from RefSeq and is a predicted model, not a curated record.
GUUGGUGGCAUACCCUGUGGCGGUUGUGAGGAUAACGGUGUGCGCGGAGUGUCAUCAAAAGGGUUGGAAGCAUAGAUGGUGUCACCAAAUAGUGCCAUUGGUUGUGGUAUCAUUUCCAUCGGUAUGAAAACUCGUCAAAAGAAUAGACUUAGUACUACACCUAAGUCACCGCUUAAGUCACCAAUUAAUUCACCCCUUAAGACAUCACUUAAAACGCCUUUAAAAUCAAAUUCUUCGCCAAAGAAAAUCAAAUCCAAAAUUAAGUCUAAAGUCAAGUCUAUUAAUAACACAAAAUCCAUUUCUAAAGAAAAUAAUAAAACAAUUAGUGAUUCAAAUACAGGGAAUCUAUUGUACGGAUAUGAAAGUGAAUUGAAAUAUUUGACAAAAAUAGUAAACAAUACGAUAACUACUGGCGAAUCCAAUUCAGUGCUUAUAUGCGGAGAUCCAGGAUCUGGAAAGACUAAACUUGUGGAAACAUAUUUGCAAUCAAUCAAAUUUAAUGACAUUUCAAUAAUCAGAUUAAAUGGUUUUAUUAAUUCAAAUGAUUUGAGUACUAUUAGAUUGAUUGGUCGACAUUUUGGCAUCAAUGCCAACACAAUCAGCGAUAUUAUGUCAAGUCUUAAGGAAAUAUGUAAAGAGAAUCCUCUAUUUCGUGCAUUCAUUAUAUUGGAUCGAUUUGACAUAUUUUGCAGAAGAAAUCAAACACUUUUAUAUAAUUUGUUUGAUUUGCUUCAGAACUCGCAGUCGAUUUGUGUCAUAGGAAUGACCACACGUUUGGAUUCAAUAGAUUUGCUCGAAAAGAGAGUUAAAUCCCGACUCAAUCAGCGUAUUAUACAUUUGGUGACACCAUUUGUUAACUUUGAUGACUAUAUGAAGUAUGCAUUAAAGGAACUGAAAGGACAAGAGAUGAACAAUUCAUUGCGUGAAUCAUUGAAAAUACAAUAUUCUCUUAAUUAUUCAAUUCGUGAACUGAAACGAGUUAUCUUUGAAGGUUUGGUGACUCAUAAAAUUGGUGUCGAAACCAGUGAUAGAGACGCAAAACUCUUCAUAUUAUCACAAAUGUCUAUAUAUGAAGUAAGUGUUCUUCUGAUUGCAAACAAAUAUACGAAAAACCAAAACACGACUCAAUUUCACUGUUCAGCAAUAAUGGACGCCUUAAGACAUUUGCCACAAAUUAAAAUCAAUAAAAACUUGUUGUUUAAAAUCUUUCAUAAGUUAGAAGAAAGCGAUUUAAUUACCCGACACUCGACUAUUAAGAGCUCAGACCUUUUGUUGAGUGAAUGGACCAAAUUCUCGCUUAACAUCGAUGACUCUCAUCUCAAUCAGAUCCUCAAAUCAAAUGUAUUCCCACAGUAUAUGAGAAAAAUUUAA